This is a messenger RNA of Nerophis lumbriciformis (worm pipefish), 3476 nucleotides long. RefSeq lists its product as uncharacterized. Gene Ontology annotation, molecular function: neuropeptide hormone activity. The record is from RefSeq and is a predicted model, not a curated record. NCBI's taxonomy places the organism in Eukaryota, Metazoa, Chordata, Actinopteri, Syngnathiformes, Syngnathidae.
CGCGUGUGCGCGUGCCGCAAUCGCAUUGACUCGCAGGACGCAAACAAGGAUUUCUUUUUUUUGUGUGUGUGUGUCUUUUUUUUUCUUUCUUUUGUGCCGUUUGGCAAACACACCAACAAAUGGCCGGUGCGCAGGGGAGGAGGUGUUUCACCUCCCUCCUGCCAGUUCUGCAUGGUCAUGACCUGUCAUCACACCCCUCCCUCAGCCCGCCUCGUCCUAUUGGUGCUGCUCAGUGUCACUCCGCGGCUGGCCGGCGCCGCCCCCGCCUGGGCCGAAGGAGGGGAGGGAGGAGCGGAGGGGCGUAGCCGCACAGACGCCCAAGAGGACCGCCUUGUCCCCCUUCUCCCGCCCCAAGGCCUCGGCGGAAACGCGUCACGGGACCAGCAGCAACCGGAGCAAGGGACGGACCAAGGGACAGACCAAGGGACAGACCAAGGGACGGACCAAGGGACGGACCCGGCUCAGGUGCUCGCUGUCCUCCUGCGGGCUCUGGACCGGCCGGGAGAGGGACGGGAGUGGACGGGAGGCCCAGAGGAGGACGAUCUGAGCCGGAAGUCACCGCAGGGCGAUGAGAUAAUAAGGAGCAGUCAGUCGGAAGCGGAGCCAGAGACCCAUAAGGCUAUUGAAGAGCCGAUGCUCGGCCGUUUGACGGCUGCUCUGAGUGAGGACUUUGACGAGGACCAGAAUGGAGGCCUCCCAGGUGGCGCCGAUAGCGAGGAGAGAGAGGAAGAGGAAGAGAAGGAGGUGGAAAAUUUUCUAGAAGAGGCCAUACUUGACUCCUCCUCCCAGGGGGACGAUCCUUCCCUGCAGCGCAAAAUACGAGGUUACUUCCAGAACAUUGACUUGGGCCUCCAAGACAAUGAGAUCCUGCCUCCCCUGAAGGGCUACAAGGCGUACAACACCCAGCUGGCUCGGGCCGGCAAGAAGCUCCACUGGCAAGAGAACGGCGCCGCCAACAGGCCCGCCAAGGGCGACAACUUCAUGGACGACUUCGAGGACGAGGGCGGGGAGCUGGAGGAGGAGGUGGAAGAGGAGGAUGAGAGCCUCACCCGAAUGGAGGAGGAGGCCAGGGCGCGGGCCGAGAAGCAAGAGGUGCUCCAGCAGCAGGAGGAGGCGGAGCGGGCCCGGGAGGAGGAGCAGCGCCUGGCGGACAUUGCCUCGGACAUGUUGCUGCAGUACAUGGGCCGCAAGCAGCAGGCCUUCAUGAAGCCGCGGCAGAAGAGCAGCAACACGGCCGAGGACAAGCGAUCCGAGGAGGUCCUCCCGGACGAGGACGACCUGGACCAGCAGAUGAUCGACCGGCUGAUCGAGAUCAGCAGCAAGCUGCACCUGCCGGCCGACGACGUCAUCGAGAUCAUCAGCGACGUGGAGGAGAAGAAGAAGAAGAGGAAAGAACUGCAGCAGCAGCAGCAGCAGCCGCUCAUCUCUGGCAAACCCAUCAUCCCGCGCUUCAGGCCUCUCGUUCCACCUCCCUUGGCUGCGCCGCCCAUCUACCACUACACAGCCUCCAAAAACCCCAAGAAAGCCCCCUACAAGCACAACAAAUACAACAAGUCCAUGAAGAAGUGGCAGAAGGACAAAGUCAAGUCCUACAAGCAGAACUACUGGUACCAGCCUCCCAAGCAGAUCGACUACUGGUACAAACCCCAGAAACAGUUUCUUGCCUUUCCUUCCUACCCUUACUACCAGAAGCCAUACCGGGCGUACUACCCUGUUUAUUUCCCCUACCCCAAAGCGCAGUACUAUGGUAAGCCCCCUCCCGCCAGAGACCAGCCCUUCAGCCCUCAGGAGCUCGACCUCCAGGGCCCGAAGCGCAGGCACCGAGUUGGUGGGAAGAACCGGGGUCAGGGCUGGAGGCAGAGGCCGGCGCCUCACCUGCCCGUCUCCCCUUACAUCUCUAACUAUAUCCUCCCUCACCCACGGACCUACCAGCCCUUGCCGCCCCCGAAACCACUGGCCCCGCCCCGGAGAAGCCGGCGGCCCCCGUACUACUACCCUCACGCCACGCCGGCGAACGACUACGAGGAAGAUGGCCUGGUGCCUCAGCUGGACAGUGAGGAGGAGCUGGAGAACUUUAUUGAGAGAAUCUACAUGAAACGCAGAAUGUACUGAAGGAUGUUCUUCUUUUCGGGAGUUUGACCCCUUAAGAUGGGGGCGGACAGACGUGGGAGGGUCUCGCUAGUAAGUGGGAGGGGCUUAGUCGGCGAGUUUUGAAGGUCCAGACGCGAGAUUGCGGUCCGUUGAAGUCACUCUGUGUUUUUGAUUUUCGAUUAGGUUCAGUCAGGGGGGAGGUUGCCCCGCCAGCGUCAUGUUUACAUUUUGAAGCAGAACACACUGCGGCCAUUGUCCGCCUCCAUUCAGGUCAAACUACUACAAACACACACACACACGUUUACAACAUCUCUUUGUACGUCACAUUGCAAAUAUGAUUUGUGAGCACACACAUAUCAAAAAUGACAAUAAGCCUUUUGUUGUGCGGGAUGUGUGCAUGUGCCUUUCUGAUUUGGGAUGGGAUGACAAAGCACAGGAGUUAAAGGAGCAGGAAAAAAAAAAGAGGUGCCACAAUCAUACAUCUGCGGUUUUUUUUCCCCUGAAUUUUGCCUUAUGCACGAUUCUCAUCACCAAACCCUGCGGACCCCCAAAGCACAAACGUAAACAGUUACCACUUCCGACCUGGUGGGCCGAGGGUUGGCGGUUACAAUGGGAUGGCGAUGCGUCGUCUUGACACAUUUCUGCUGCAUCCCCAGAAAAAUAAAAUAAAAAAAACUUUUUUUGUGUUUGAGCAGUAUUUUGCCCAUACUGUAUUCUUGUUUUUGUUUUUUUUUAUUUAAAAAAAAAAAAAGAAGAUACUUGAAGUCUUAUUGUUCCUUUCUUGAAUACAUUGCAGAGUUUGCGGCCUGGGAGUCAGGGAUUGUGUUUAAAAACAAACAAACAAACAAACAAAAAACAUGUUACAUGCACGUCUUUCUACUUGCAUCUUAAAAAAUGAACAAAAAAAAACAACAAAAAAAACAAAAAAAUAAAAGUGUGGAGAAUCCAAGAUGGCUGUUUUCUCUGAUUAAACUGUAAACAUGAAGUAAAAAAUGAAAAAUGAGGCGACGCCAUCUGUCUUGUCACCAGGAGUGUUUGUCGUUGAUGUCACCUUUAGCAUUGUAAGAUGUACAGUGUGAAAUAAAUAUGCCCGUGCAAUGUGUAAAUAACAGCAUGAUGAUUACUAGUUUUGCUAUAUUACAAAAAUAAAAGCAAUUAUUUUAUUAAAGCUCCGUUUUUUUAAUGGCUUUCUGCAGUGUGCCAUGUUGUACAGGAGGGCCGCCCGUUCCAGACUGGAAGACAAUCACGAGCCGGUUAAUAUGAAUAUUAAUACACUUGACGAAAGGGCUGAUGGCUGAGUCGUUAGGAAAACAGCACGCAUUGGAACGGAGGACAAAAGAGACGAGAGAGUGGGGAAAAAAGCCGUAAAAAGGCAGACGUAGGGA